Molecule: messenger RNA, 2958 nt
Organism: Vigna unguiculata (cowpea)
Lineage: Eukaryota; Viridiplantae; Streptophyta; Magnoliopsida; Fabales; Fabaceae
Cellular component (GO): cytoplasm
Molecular function (GO): protein binding
Source: RefSeq, a predicted model, not a curated record
AAUGUAAGGGUAAUGCUUGAAGUGCAGCACAGCAGAGGCAUUUAUUAUUAAGUGUAAUGAAUUAAGACACCAAAUCUAAAGGCAAAGGUCUCUCACACACAGAGUAGAAUUAUAGAAUAGAAAGAUAGCGGAGAAGGUGAGGGUGAGGGUGAGGGCCAGGGCAGAGAGACAGUAAUAAUAAGCAGAAGGAGGGAGCAACCAUGCCUUCUCUCAUUUCUCUCUCUCUUCUUACUCUCACACCGUCUUCGCUGCAUUCAUGUGCUUUUGAGUUGUGUGUGUCAGCCAGCAUUACCCUCUUCUCUCACUGCUAGAUCCAAUCGCUUUCUCUCUCUACCUCAAUUCAACCCUAACUCUUCCUUUUCUUCGCAUAAUUCACGCUCCUCUCUCUCCUGUCCAAUCCAAAUCCGCCAAUUUCUCACUUUCCUUAAAUCAAAUCUCCCUCACUCACUGCUUCUUUCAGAUGAUUUGAAUCCAGCUUAGUGGAGCUAGGAUUUGGAGCAACAACCGAUCCCUGUCUUCAAUCGAUUUCAUUUUUGCUUUUUCUGGUGAUGAUAGUAGCAGCAGCAGCAUAGAGGGAGAGAGAGAGAAAUCUGAUGGAGGAUAUAUCGAAAUACGCGCACAGUCCUGCACACGUGGCAGUGGCCAGGCGUGACCACGCCGCACUGCGCCACCUCGUUUCCACGAUUCCUCGACUCGCCAAAGCCGGUGAGGUCAACACAGAGGCGGAAUCGCUCGCGGCGGAGCUCAAAGCUGACCAGGUGUCGGCGGUUAUCGACCGCCGCGACGUGCCGGGAAGAGAAACCCCUCUCCACCUCGCGGUGCGUCUCAGGGACGCCGUCUCCGCGGAGAUUCUCAUGUGUGCCGGUGCGGAUUGGAGUCUUCAGAACGAGCAGGGUUGGAGUGCGCUCCAAGAAGCCGUGUGCACUAGAGAGGAAGCCAUUGCGGUGAUCAUCGCGCGCCACUACCAGCCUCUUGCGUGGGCGAAAUGGUGCCGCAGACUUCCCCGCAUUGUAGCUUCCGCCGCUCGAAUCCGCGACUUCUACAUGGAGAUAUCUUUUCAUUUCGAGAGCUCCGUCAUUCCCUUCAUUGGCCGCAUUGCCCCUUCCGACACCUACCGAAUUUGGAAGCGCGGUUCCAACCUCCGCGCUGAUAUGACCCUCGCUGGCUUCGACGGCUUCCGCAUCCAGCGUUCCGACCAAACGUUUUUGUUUCUCGGAGAGGGUUAUGCUUCCGAGGAUGGGAAUUUGAACCUGCCACCGGGUUCUUUGCUGGCGCUUGCUCACAAGGAGAAGGAGGUUACCAAUGCUUUGGAGGGAGCUGGUACGCAGCCAACGGAAGCUGAGGUUAAUCAUGAAGUUUCUUUGAUGUCUCAGACUAAUAUGUAUAGGCCUGGUAUUGAUGUUACUCAGGCGGAGCUUGUUCCCCAUUUGAACUGGCGGCGACAGGAGAAGACUGAGAUGGUGGGGAAUUGGAAGGCUAAGGUUUAUGACAUGCUCCAUGUGAUGGUGAGUGUCAAGUCGAGGAGGGUGCCGGGUGCUAUGACUGAUGAGGAGCUUUUUGCUGUGGAUGAUGGGGAGAGUGUGGUUAAUGGAGAGAACAAUGAUGAGUAUGAGGAUGUGCUCACUGCUGAGGAAAGAAUGCAGUUGGAUUCGGCGCUGCGGAUGGGGAACUCUGAUGGUAUUGGUCAGGAGGAGGAACCUGGGGGGUUUGAUGGUCAUUGUGAAGCCAAUGCUGGGGCUAAAGAGAAGAAGAGCUGGUUUGGUUGGAACAAGAAAAACAUGAAAGGUGGCGGCGGUGAGGAGCUUGAGGAUUUGAAGACUGCGAAGAAGCUGUCGGGUGAUCAGCAAAAGCCACAACCUGAGAUUGUGAAGGAUAAAAACUUUAAGAGGAAAAAGAAGAAAGGAGGAGUUAACGAGUCCAAGAAUGAGAGUGAGUACAAGAAAGGAUUAAGACCUGUCUUGUGGUUGACACCGGACUUUCCUUUGAAAACAGACGAGCUUCUGCCCCUGCUUGACAUCUUAGCAAACAAGGUUAAGGCUAUCAGGAGACUCAGAGAACUUUUGACGACUAAACUUCCUCAUGGAACCUUUCCUGUUAAGGUAGCUAUCCCUAUAGUCCCUACUAUACGGGUCCUUGUCACUUUUACCAAAUUUGAGGAGCUUCAGCCAGUAGAGGAGUUUUCAACUCCACUCUCUAGCCCAGCUUACUUCCAGGAUGCCAAAUCCAAGGAAUCAGAAGGGUCUACAUCAUGGAUUUCAUGGAUGAAGGGAAGUCGUGGUAUACAGUCCGGUGAGUCUGAUAGUCAUAGAUAUAGGGAUGAAAUCGAUCCUUUCAGUAUACCUUCGGACUACAAAUGGGUGGAUGCCAAUGAGAGGAAACGCCGCAUGAAGGCAAAGAGAGCCAAAAAUAAGAAACAUAAGAAGCAGACAGCUACUAAAGGAGGAGACGGAGUACAGGUAGUGGGUGAGGAUGUGGAAGAAUCCUAAUAACACGGUAUCUCUCUAAUUGCUGCCUUGAUGAUCGUUGUCAGAAAGAAAGUGUAUGUGUCAUUGUGCACAGCUGACUUUAUUUUUCACAUUGGAUGAUCUAGCCAAGAAUUUACUGCAAGCUUUUUGGGGGAUCCAUUGUUACUCCUUAAGAAAAGGGUGCCUAUGUUUUUCCCCUUUCGCGAUGUUGGGUUAUGAAGAGUUUACAUCAUCUGGAAAUAGUUGUAUUGUCAUUUGAAGAGAAAACGAAGAGGAAGAGUCUCUAUGGCCUUCAAUUAGUUGGCUCCAUUCUGAUUUUGCCCAAGAUACAUUACCUAUAUUUGUAUGUACAUCUGUAUCUCUGAUUAUUGAUUUUGAAUUUUUGUGAGUGGUAUUUCUGUUUUCACUGUUCGUUCGUGAAGUUUUGGCUAUUCUUUUGAACUGACUUUUGGCCUAGUAAAAUUUGUUGAAAUUUGUACCUACAUCAUUGAAU